UCUCCUUUCUUCUCUUUCCUUUUUUUUCUUCUACCAAAUCCAUCUACUUCUAUCAAAGGAAGCACUAGAGUGUUAUAUAUUUCAUGUCGAGAGAAAGGGAGAGAUUAGUGGAUGAGAUUGUUGGGAAGAAGUUAAAGAUAGAGAAUAUUGAUGCAUCAUCAAAGUUGUUACAUAUUCAACAAAUUGUGGGAAAGAGACAUCAUAUAUUAGAGCCUUCAUGCACAAAAUUGAAUACUAUUAUCCCUUGUGCUGCUUGUAAGCUUUUGAGAAGAAAAUGUGCUGAAGAAUGUCCAUUUUCUCUUUAUUUCUCCCCUCAUGAACCACAAAAAUUUGCUGUUGUUCAUAAAGUCUUUGGUGCUAGCAAUGUUUCUAAGUUGCUCAUGGAGGUGGCAGAAAAUCAAAGGGCAGAUGCAGCAAAUAGUUUGGUAUAUGAAGCAAAUGUGAGGCUAAGGGAUCCAGUAUAUGGAUGCAUGGGUGCAAUUUCAUCUUUAAAUCAGCAAGUUCAAUCUUUACAAGCUGAGCUUAAUGCAAUAAGGGCAGAAAUUUUGAGAUAUAAAUAUAGAGAAGCAACAAAUAGUCUUGUUAAUAUUGCAUCUACCGGUGUUGGGGCGGCCGUGACCUUGGCUGAGCUGCCCCAGGCUCCUUCUACGCCCACUCAUCCACCACGGCCACAGCCGCCCCAAGAGUCAGUGGGUGUUGUUGUCCCUUGUUGUUCGUCGCCUUCUUUAGGUCCGCCUUUGUACCCAACUCUUUCUAGUGGAGACAACUUUAGUGCCAUCCACAAUAGUAAUAUACCUUAUUUUGACUAGCAUAUGUGAUGAUUGAUUCCGAACUGAAUUCAAGUUUUAGAGUUGGUGAAUUCAAAAUAAGUAUGUGACUUAAUGUAUGUAUACAUUAGUUUGAAUUGAAACUUGUGAGUUCA
Molecule: messenger RNA, 922 nt
Organism: Capsicum annuum
Lineage: Eukaryota; Viridiplantae; Streptophyta; Magnoliopsida; Solanales; Solanaceae
Product: LOB domain-containing protein 15
Exons: 3
Coding region: 84-809 (241 amino acids)
Source: RefSeq, a predicted model, not a curated record